Messenger RNA from Maudiozyma barnettii, 1386 nucleotides. RefSeq names its product chitin transglycosylase UTR2 (gene UTR2). Gene Ontology annotation, molecular function: hydrolase activity, hydrolyzing O-glycosyl compounds; glycosyltransferase activity. The record is from RefSeq and is a predicted model, not a curated record. Bases 1 to 1386 code for a protein of 461 amino acids. The transcript has a single exon. Lineage: Eukaryota; Fungi; Ascomycota; Saccharomycetes; Saccharomycetales; Saccharomycetaceae. Gene Ontology annotation, cellular component: fungal-type cell wall. Gene Ontology annotation, biological process: carbohydrate metabolic process; fungal-type cell wall organization.
AUGCAAUUCUUAGCCAGUGUGCUUUGUUUGAUUGCUACUGCAGCUCAAGUUAUUGAUGCCACAGAAAUUUACAGUUGUAACGCUACCGUCUCCUGUCCUGAAGAAUUCCCAUGUUGUUCCCAAUACGGCCAAUGUGGUACCGGUGAAUACUGUAUCGCUAACUGUAACCCAAUUUUCUCAUAUGAAUACGAUGCCUGUCUACCUGGACCUGUCUGUAAGGAUAUCUCUACCAAAUUUGACAAUUAUACUUCUAAAGUUGCUAACAUUAAUACCUAUCUAGGUAACGCAAAUGACGCCGACUGGUUAUACACUGGUACAAUCUUAGAUUAUGACGACGAAGGUUCCAUGAUCCUUGCUAUGCCAAAGAACUCAGGUGGUAGUGUCUUGACUUCCUCUAGAGAUAUCUGGUACGGUAAGAUCAGUGCUCGUUUAAAGAGUUCUCAUUUGGCUGGUGUUAUUACCGCUUUCAUUAUCUUCUCCGGUGUUCAAGAUGAAUUUGAUUUCGAAUGGGUAGGUGCCGAUCUAAACACAGUCCAAACCAAUUACUACUGGCAAGGUGUUUUGGACUAUCAUAACAGUGCCAAUAUUUCCACCAAUGACACAUUUGAUAGUUACCACACUUAUGAAAUUGACUGGCAUGAAGAUUACACUACUUGGUCCAUUGAUGGUGUCAUUGGUAGAACUUUGUUUAGGAAUGAAACUUGGAAUGAAACUUUACAAGCUUAUAAGUAUCCUCAAACUCCAUCUAGAAUUCAGUUGUCUAUCUGGCCAGGUGGUAAUGUUACCAACGCUCCAGGUACAAUUGCUUGGGCUGGGGGUGAAAUCGACUGGAAUGCAGAUGAUAUCACUGAUCCAGGUUAUUACUAUGCCAUUGUUAAUGAAAUCAAUGUUACUUGUUACGAUGCGCCAAGUGGUACUUCUCAAAAUGGUUCCGAUUCUUACAUUUAUAAGAAUGGUAAAGGUUUCCUACAGGAAGAUGUUAUGAUCUCAAACAAGAGAUUCUAUUUGGAUACUGACGAAGGUACUGGUCUAAACAUUACUGCAGGUGCUACAACUAGUUCAACUGUAUCUUCUAGUUCAACUUCUCACAACUCUACAUCUUCUGAAUCUAGCACAUCUCAUAUUUCUACUUCAAUUACCUCAAGUACAUCCCACAAUUCUUCCUCUACUAUAACCUCUACUGCCUACCAGAAUUCUUCUUCCACUGGCGAUCAUUCUAGUGCGUCUAUUACAUCAGUAUCGAAGAGUUCUUCCUCUCAUAGUUCAUCCAGAAGUACAAAGACCAGUUCUUCAACUACAUCUAGACUUGCAUCUGCCAAUUCUGGUUCUUUGUUGUCAUUUAACAACAUUAUCAUUUUCUUCAGUGCGUUAGGUCUUUUACUAUAG